Sitophilus oryzae (rice weevil) is the source of this 999-nucleotide messenger RNA. Its product is annotated as phosphoserine phosphatase. Bases 287 to 961 code for a protein of 224 amino acids. Gene Ontology annotation, biological process: L-serine biosynthetic process; dephosphorylation. The record is from RefSeq and is a predicted model, not a curated record. Gene Ontology annotation, molecular function: L-phosphoserine phosphatase activity; magnesium ion binding. Gene Ontology annotation, cellular component: cytoplasm. NCBI's taxonomy places the organism in Eukaryota, Metazoa, Arthropoda, Insecta, Coleoptera, Curculionidae. The transcript has 5 exons.
UUUGAUUUUAAUAACAAAUUUUAUUUUGUUUUUUAUUGGUAAUUAAGUAACCUGUUAAGUAAUUUUAUGAAGUAGUGCCUAUUAAAUUACUUAAUUGCUCCAUAUUUAUCAGUUAAUGUUAUUGUCUUUCUGCUUUCAAAGCUUCUGUUUACCUAAAACAGACCUAAAAUUCGAUUUGGAAAUCAGGUUAGAGGUCAAACGAUAACAAUCUGUUUCUAAAAUAGAACAAAACAGCAGAGAUCAGCUAAUUUAUAUAAAACAUUAUGAAUUUUAACACCAAGAAAGCAUGAUUGAAGAAGUUUUAACUGUUUUGCGCCGCGUUGAUGCGGUGUGUUUUGAUGUAGACUCUACAGUUAUUAGAGAAGAAGGAAUUGAUGAGUUAGCAAAGUUUUGUGGCAAGGGAUCUGAAGUCAGUAGUCUCACAGCAAAAGCUAUGGGUGGUUCGAUGACAUUUCAAGAAUCCCUUCAGUUACGUUUGAAUAUAAUUCAACCUUCGUUGAGUCAAGUUAAAGAUUUUAUUCGAAGUCAACCACCUACAUUAACACCUGGAAUAAAAAACCUGGUUAAUUUAUUACAUGCUAGAAAAAUACCUGUGUACUUAAUUUCUGGUGGAUUCCAGUGCAUUAUAGCACCUGUAGCCAAAGAACUGCACAUACCUUUUGAACAUAUUUUUGCUAAUAGAUUAAAAUUUUAUUAUAAUGGCGAUUUUGCUGGUUUCGACGAGAGUCAACCUACUUCACGAAGCGGUGGUAAAGGUGUUGUUAUACAGCAUUUAAAAGAUAAAUAUCAUUAUAGGAAUUUAAUUUUGAUUGGGGAUGGGGCCACAGAUCUAGAGGCUUGUCCUCCUGCAGAUGCGUUUAUAGGUUAUGGUGGAAAUAUCAUUAGGCCAAGCGUUAAAGCCAAAGCAAAAUGGUUCGUCACCGAUUUCAAUGAGAUUAUCAACGCCAUAUCGGAAUUGUAGAAUAUGGUUCACAUAAUUUUAAUAAAAGUUUAUUUUUA